This is a messenger RNA of Cynoglossus semilaevis (tongue sole), 7313 nucleotides long. It is a transcript of the gene dock7, whose product is annotated as dedicator of cytokinesis 7. The record is from RefSeq and is a predicted model, not a curated record. The transcript is spliced from 52 exons. The coding region runs from base 101 to 6523 and encodes 2140 amino acids. Gene Ontology annotation, biological process: axonogenesis; small GTPase-mediated signal transduction; positive regulation of GTPase activity. NCBI's taxonomy places the organism in Eukaryota, Metazoa, Chordata, Actinopteri, Pleuronectiformes, Cynoglossidae. Gene Ontology annotation, molecular function: guanyl-nucleotide exchange factor activity.
CUGUUUUCCCUGUGGUCGUAGUGAGUGAGUGAGUGAGUGGAAACCCGAUCCCUGUGUGUCUGCUUGGGAAUUUCGCUAAAGCACAUCAGCGGCUGCUGCCAUGGCCGAACGCCGCGCCUUCGCACAAAAAAUCAGCAGGACUGUGGCGUCAGAGGUCAGGAAGCAGAUCGCUGGGCAGUAUGGAGGCUCGCCGCAACUGUUCAAAAACCUCAAUGUUGGGACCACAACAAGCAACACGGUUCCACUCACAGAGGCGGUGGAACCGGUGGAUUUUGAGGAGUACCUCAUCACUCACCCACCGAUUGUUGAGUCCGGUCCCCUGAGGGAUCUGAUUGAGUUUCCCCCAGAUGACAUUGAGGUCAUCUACACACCCAGAGAAUGUCGCACAGUGGUGCAAGCAGUCCCUGAAGAAGGGGACACCGAUGCUCACGUCAGAGAUUGUGUUCGCUCCUACACAGAAGACUGGGCCGUUGUCAACAGAAAAUACCACAAACUAGGUACAGGAUUCAACCCCAACACGUUAGACAAACAAAAGGAGCGUCAGAAAGGUCUUCCCAAACAGGUGUUUGAAGCAGACGAGAUGCCAGACAGCAGCAGUUACCAGGAUGAUCAGGAUGAUCUGAAGCGGAGAUCGAUGUCUAUAGACGACACCCCGCGGGGCAGCUGGGCCUGCAGCAUCUUUGACUUGAAGAACUCCCUCCCUGACGCUCCUCUCCCUCACCAGCUGCACCGCGCUCCCAAUGAAGAGAUUGACAGACACAACGAAGACCAGCGCAAGACCAGCCGUCAUAGAGAACUGUUUGCUCUACACCCUGCCCUGGAUGAGGAGGAACCUAUUGAGCGCCACUGUGUGCCUGAAGUACCCAAAGAACACUUUGGCCAGCGGCUGCUCGUCAAGUGCUUGUCCUUGAAGUUUGAGAUCGAAAUUGAACCCAUUUUUGCUAGUUUGGCCUUAUACGAUGUCAAGGAAAAGAAAAAGAUAUCAGAGAAUUUCUUCUUUGACCUGAACUCCGAACAGACCAAAGCAAUGCUCCGUCCACACAUUCAGACAUCGGCCAUCUCUACUCUUGCUCGCUCUGCCAUCUUCUCCAUCACCUAUCCCUCUCAGGAUGUCUUCUUGGUCAUCAAGCUGGAGAAAGUACUGCAGCAGGGUGACAUUGGAGAGUGUGCAGAGCCUUACAUGGUCUUCAAGGAGUCAGAUGCUGCCAAGAAUAAAGAGAAGCUGGAGAAGCUUCGCAGCCAGUCAGAGCAGUUCUGCCAACGUCUGGGGCGCUACAGAAUGCCUUUUGCUUGGACAGCCAUCCAUCUGAUGAACAUUGUCAACAGUGCUGGGAGUCUUGAGAGGGACACAGAACUGGAACUGAGUCUCUCAGAGAGAAAAGGCUCGUGGUCAGAGCGGAGAAACUCGAGCAUUAUGGGAAGGCGGUCCCUGGAGAGAACCACCUGUGGGGAUGAGUCAUGUAGUCUGACAGGCUUUAGACCUGCAACACUCACUAUCACCAACUUCUUCAAACAGGAGGGCGACAGGCUGAGUGAUGAGGAUUUGUACAAGUUCCUAGCUGACAUGAGAAGACCGUCUUCAGUUCUGAGAAGACUCAGACCCAUCACAGCCCAGUUGAAACUCGACAUUUCUCCAGCUCCAGAGAACCCCCACUAUUGCUUGACCCCUGACCUUCAACAGGUGAAGCCUUACCCCGACAGUAGGGUACGCCCCACUAGGGAAAUCCUGGAGAUACCUGCCAGGGACGUCUAUGUGCCAAACACCACCUACAGGAAUCUGCUUUAUGUAAACCCUCAGAGUCUUAACUUUGCCAACCGCCAAGGUUCUGCACGCAACAUAACAGUGAAAGUGCAAUUUAUGAACGGAGAGGAUCCAAACAAUGCAAUGCCGGUGAUAUUUGGGAAAUCCAGUUGUGCAGAUUUCGCUAAAGAAGCGUACACCUCUGUGGUGUAUCAUAAUAGAUCACCUGACUUUUAUGACGAGGUCAAAAUCAAGUUGCCUGCCUCCCUGUCGGACCACCACCACAUUCUCUUCACCUUUUACCAUGUCAGCUGUCAACAAAAACAGAACACUCCUCUGGAGACACCUGUGGGAUACACAUGGAUCCCCAUGUUGCAGAAUGGACGUCUUCGUACGGGACACUUCUGUCUUCCUGUGUCUCUGGAGAAGCCACCACAGUCCUACUCUGUCCUCUCACCUGAUGUUCCUCUACCAGGAAUGAAGUGGGUGGACAACCAUCGAGGGGUUUUCAAUGUGGAAGUAGUGGCUGUUUCUACCAUCCACACACAGGACCAGUAUCUAGAUAAGUUCUUUGCCUUGGUCCACGCUCUGGACGAGCACAUGUUUCCAGUCAGGAUAGGUGACAUGCGCAUCAUGGAGAACAAUCUGGAGACGGAGCUUAAAUCCAGCAUCGCGGCUCUCAACUCGUCCCAACUGGAACCUGUGGUCCGAUUUCUUCACCUUCUGCUGGACAAGUUGGUGUUGCUUGUAGUGCGACCGCCUGUGAUUGCUGGACAGAUUGUGAAUCUGGGCCAGGCAUCCUUCGAGGUCAUGGCGUCCAUAGUAAACCGGCUUCAUAAGUACCUGGACACCAGCCAAGACAUGCACGGACGCAACAGCCUGCUGUCCUCCUACAUCCACUACGUUUUCCGCCUGCCCAGCAAUGACCCCAAUUCUCCAUCACCAGGUCCCGGAGGUUUAGGGGGGUCGGUGCACUACGCCACCAUGGCUCGCUCGGCAGUUCGACCGGCCAGCCUCAAUCUCAACCGCUCUCGUAGCCUUAGCAACAGUAACCCAGACAUAUCCGGUACGCCCACAUCUCCUGACGACGAGGUCCGUUCCAUCAUAGGCAGCAAGGGCUUAGACCGCUCCAACUCCUGGGUGAACACCAUGGGCUGUAAGAGUGCUCCCUGGGGAUCCAGCCCUGGGUCCACACCAGAAACCAUGCAGGCCAUGGAGCGCUGUGGCAAUCGCAUGUCUUCGCACACUGAGAGCGCCAGUUUCUUGCAAACUUUAACUGGACGGUUGCCCACAAAAAAGCUUUUCCAUGAAGAGUUGGCCCUUCAGUGGGUAGUGAGCAGUGGCAGUGUCAGAGAGGGCGCUCUACAGCAGGCCUGGUUUUUCUUUGAACUCAUGGUGAAGAGCAUCAUCCACCACCUUUACUUUACCGAGCGCUUGGAAUCACCGAGGAAGAACCGUUUUCCCGAACGCUUCAUGGAUGACAUCACUGCCCUGGUCAGCACCAUUGCGGGUGACAUUGUAUCUCGUUUUCAGAAGGACCUGGAGCUGGUGGAGAGACUUAACACAAGUCUGGCCUUUUUUCUCAAUGACUUAUUGUCAGUGAUGGACCGAGGCUUUGUCUUUACACUAAUCAGAGUGUACUGGAAACAGGUGUCCACAAAACUUUACGCUUUACAGAACCCAACACUUGAGUCUCUCAGGCUUGAUUUCCUGAGAAUCGUUUGCAGCCAUGAACACUACGUCACCCUCAAUCUGCCCUGCAGCCUGCUCACACCUCCUGCCUCACCCUCACCUUCCGUAUCUUCAGCAACUUCGCAGAGCUCUGCGUUCUCCACGCACGUCCAGGAUCAAAAGAUAGCCAACAUGUUUGAGUUGUCUGUCCCCUUCAGAGAGCAGCACUAUCUGGCAGGACUGAUACUGUCUGAGCUGUCUGUGAUACUGGAUCCAGACAAUGAAGGGAUGUUUGGUCUGCAUAAAAAGGUCGUAAGUGUUGUUCACAACCUCCUGUCUAGUCAUGACUCCGAUCCACGCUAUGCAGAUCCUGAGGUCAAGGCCCGUGUUGCUAUGCUAUACCUCCCUCUAAUUGGCAUCAUCAUGGAAACACUACCACAGCUCCAUGACUUUACUGAAUCCCACAACCAGUGGGGUAGAACAGGUGGUCCUCAGGGAGCAGUGUUGGGCAACAGUGGAGAAGAGACAGACGGGGAGGGCAACAAUAUGAUCAAUCAAAAUGUGGCCAUGGCAAUAGCUGGCACAUCCACACCCCUUCCCAUGUCCCGACCAAACAGCUUUCUGCUGAACUCGCAGGCAAAUCGUCAACACGGAAGCUUCUCGGCUGAGUCAAGUCGCAGCCUUCUUAUCUGUUUGCUGUGGGUACUGAAAAACGCUGACGAACUGGUGUUACAGAAAUGGUUCACAGAUUUGUCAGUUUCUCACCUCAACCGUCUGCUGGAUCUUCUCUACCUCUGUGUCUCAUGCUUCGAGUACAAGGCCCAUGUUGUGUUCACCAUGCAGGGAAAGAAAGCCUUUGAAAGAAUGAACAGUUUGACCUUUAAGAAGUCCAAAGACAUGAAAGCUAAGCUGGAAGAGGCCAUAUUGGGUAGCAUCGGAGCCAGACAAGAGAUGGUGCGUCGUAGCCGUGGACAGCUUGAACGGAGUCCAUCAGGCAGUGCUUUUGGGAGUCAGGAGAACCUUCGCUGGAGGAAGGACAUGACUCACUGGAGACAAAACAGUGAGAGGAUGGACAAGAGUCAGAGAUCAGUCAGGACCAGAGCAGAGCUGGAGCAUGAGGCACUUAUUGAUGGUAACCUAGCAACAGAGGCCAACCUAAUAAUCCUUGAUACUUUGGAGAUCAUUGUCCAGACUGUGUCUCUGACCGAGUCCAAGGAGAGUGUCCUGGGUGGAGUACUGAAGGUACUUCUCCACAGCAUGGCCUGUAACCAGAGCGCUCUCUACCUGCAACACUGUUUUGCCACUCAGAGGGCGCUGGUGUCAAAGUUCCCAGAACUAUUGUUCGAGGAGGAGACAGAACAGUGUGCUGAUCUGUGCUUAAGGCUACUGAGGAGCUGCAGCAGCAGCAUUAGUACCAUCAGGGCCCACGCCAGCGCUUCCCUCUAUCUCCUCAUGAGACAAAACUUCGAGAUCGGCAAUAAUUUUGCCAGAGUGAAGAUGCAGGUCACCAUGUCUCUGUCCUCACUGGUGGGAACUUCUCAGAACUUUAACGAGGAGUUCCUGCGCCGCUCACUGAAGACCAUCCUCACGUACGCAGAGGAAGACCUGGAGCUGAGAGAGACCACGUUUCCAGACCAGGUCCAGGACCUGGUCUUCAACCUGCACAUGAUCCUGUCAGACACAGUGAAGAUGAAGGAGCACCAGGAAGAUCCAGAGAUGCUGAUUGAUCUCAUGUACAGAAUUGCUAAAGGUUACCAGACGUCUCCAGACCUGAGGCUGACGUGGCUCCAGAACAUGGCAGGAAAACAUUCGGAGAGGAACAACCACGCGGAGGCUGCUCAGUGUCUUGUUCACAGCGCUGCUCUGGUGGCAGAAUAUCUGAGCAUGUUGGAGGAUCGCAAAUAUCUCCCCGUGGGCUGCGUCACCUUCCAGAACAUUUCCUCAAACGUCCUCGAGGAAUCAGCAGUGUCAGACGACGUAGUGUCUCCAGACGAGGAGGGCAUUUGUUCCGGCAAAUACUUCACAGAGAUCGGUCUGGUGGGGCUGUUAGAACAGGCUGCUGCCUCCUUCUCCAUGGCCGGCAUGUACGAGGCAGUGAACGAGGUUUACAAGGUACUGAUCCCUAUCCACGAAGCCAACAGGGAUGCUAAAAAGCUGGCCACCAUUCACGGUAAACUACAGGAAGCCUUUGGGAAAAUUGUUCAUCAGAGUACUGGCUGGGAGAGGAUGUUUGGUACGUACUUCAGAGUUGGAUUUUAUGGUUCGAAAUUUGGCGACCUGGACGAGCAAGAGUUUGUCUACAAAGAGCCUGCAAUCACGAAGCUGGCGGAAAUCUCUCACAGGCUGGAGGGUUUCUAUGGGGAGCGUUUUGGAGAAGACCAGGUUGAAGUCAUUAAGGACUCCAACCCCGUGGACAAGUGUAAGCUGGAUCCUAAUAAGGCGUUCAUCCAGAUAACCUACGUGGAACCCUAUUUCGACACGUACGAGAUGAAGGACCGCAUCACAUACUUUGACAAAAACUACAACCUGCGUCGCUUUGUUUACUGCACACCCUUCACACUGGAUGGCCGGGCACACGGAGAUCUGCACGAACAGUUCAAGAGAAAGACUAUUCUCACCACCUCGCACGCCUUUCCUUACAUCAAGACACGGAUCAACAUCAUCCACAAAGAAGAGAUCAUUUCCACGCCCAUCGAGGUUGCGAUAGAGGACAUGCAGAAGAAAACCCAAGAACUGGCUUUUGCCACCCAUCAGGACCCUGCUGAUGCUAAGAUGUUACAGAUGGUCCUUCAGGGAUCAGUUGGUACUACUGUCAACCAGGGUCCCUUAGAGGUGGCUCAAGUUUUCCUCUCAGAAAUCCCCAGUGACCCUAAACUGUACAGACAUCACAAUAAACUACGGCUCUGCUUCAAAGACUUCACCAAGAGGUGCGAAGACGCCCUUCGCAAAAACAAGAGCCUGAUUGGGCCGGACCAGAAGGAGUACCAGAGAGAGCUGGAAAGGAACUACCACCGACUGAAGGAGGCGCUGCAGCCCCUCAUCAACAGAAAGAUCCCUCAGCUUUAUAAACCUGUACUGCAGGUCAACUCACACAGCAAACGGACGGCUUGACAAGAGAUUCCUUCAGCAGAAUCAGUCUUCGCAAGUUCGACAUUUGAAGACAACCCUGACACACUAAAACACACCCUACAGGUUCACGAAACACUACCAAAAUUGCGAUUAUUUAUUUAUUCUGAUAGUGUAAAUAAUUCUGUCUUUUGAAAGUUGGUUGUUGUUUUUAAGGCUGAGCUGCAAAGGUACGUCAUUCCAGUGUCAUAAUCUGUUUACAGACCAACUGUUACAAGUGGACUUCGAACAAAGGCGACCCCUUGAGUUUUAUUUAUUGGCCAUUUGUUUCAAUGGGGAUCAAAUGAUAAUAACGAUAAUUUUUUCCAAGUGUCACCUUAAAAAAACCCCACGAGCAUUCACUAUUAUCAAAAACCACAGUAUGUUAAAAUAUCACAAUGGUACAGUGCCAAAAAAUGUUGUCUGGCCAAAAAAGUGACUGUAAAGGAAAAAAGGUAACGUUUCUAAUUAAAAAAAAAAAAAAAAAGUUAAGGUGUCUUUUUAUUUAUGUACAAUGUGUCAACACUAAAGUCUGUAUUCAAUAUCAUGUGUGCACUUUUUUAUUAUGGUGUAGCAAUGCAUUUUACAACUUGAAAGUCUAUGUAAAACUAAAACAGAUGGGAGGUUAAGAAAAAAAACAAAAAAAUGUUUUUUAAUUAUUUAACAUGACGCUUUAUCACUUUUAUUUGACGCUACGAUGUUUUAAAGUGAAGUACUUUAAGGUACUGCCUGUAUUAUUUACUGUAGUUUGUUUUAUUUUAAAUAUUUUACAAAAUAAAUAUUUUAAUGUUCACUC